UUAAGAUGUUAGUCAAACAGGGAAGCAACUGAGCCACUGCUGAAUCUCCAUUGUCACUUGUGAAAGUGCAGCCCUGUGCUGGAGACAGUGCAUGGGAUCAGCAUCUUGCUGUUAGAUUCAGUGGUAUUGCUUCCCAUUGACACUUCAUAUACUUACCCUAAUGUCUACCUAUUUAGCUACACCAUGCAAUGCUUGGUAGCUCAGUAGAAGAAGCUUCUUGCACCAGUCCUACUAACGUCCAGUGUCUCCUAUACCAGAGAGAAGGAGGAACAGAAAGUAAUAUCUGCCUAAUGACUGUAGUGGACUCAGCAGGACUUAAAAAUAAGGCUCCUUAAGCCUGCACUUAACAAGUGACUUGCUGAAACUAUUCCACCCAGCCUGUGCUGCUGUUUAUUACUUUUAUCUAUAUUUUGGUGCCACCAGUUGGACACACGGUGGAAUUGAAUCUCAUUGCAAUCUAUAGAGGAUUUUCCCUUGUAAUCCGAGCACCUUUUUUUUUUUUUUUUUUUUUAAAUCUGUAUGAUUUGGAUAUUUUUUGGAAGCCUGCUCUCUUAUACACACAUCUGAUCGAUGAACUCUAUGAAAGACCCAUUACAUUUGGAUCAUUUAGCCGGGAGUAAACUGGCUUCAGCCUCUUCCCAUCAUCAGGCAGUGACUCCUGUCUCCAUGGCUUCCUCACUGGGGCAACGGUCUGGGGAGUGCAAGCAGAGGCUGGAGGUCCAUACAAUCUCAGACACCUCCAGCCCAGAGGCUGCAGAUAAGGACAAAAAUCACCAAAGUAAAAAUGACGAUACUAGCGCUGAUGACCCCUCUAAGAAGAAGAGACAGCGCAGACAGAGGACUCAUUUCACCAGCCAACAAUUGCAGGAAUUAGAGGCCACUUUCCAGAGGAACCGCUAUCCUGACAUGUCUACAAGGGAAGAGAUCGCGGUGUGGACUAACCUCACCGAGGCCAGAGUCAGGGUUUGGUUCAAGAACCGCAGAGCUAAAUGGAGAAAGAGGGAGAGGAACCAGCAAGCAGAGCUGUGCAAAAAUGGUUUUGGGCCUCAGUUCAAUGGGCUCAUGCAACCUUAUGACGACAUGUACCCAGGCUACUCCUACAACAACUGGGCAGCCAAGGGCCUGACCUCGGCCUCUCUUUCCACCAAAAGUUUCCCUUUCUUCAACUCAAUGAAUGUCAACCCUUUAUCCUCACAGAGUAUGUUUUCUCCCCCAAACUCUAUCUCUUCCAUGAGUAUGUCCUCAAGUAUGGUGCCAUCUGCUGUCACCGGGGUGCCAGGCUCCAGUCUCAACAGCUUGAAUAACCUUAACAACUUGAGCAACCCCUCUCUAAAUUCAGCCGUGCCAACACCAGCCUGCCCGUACGCCCCUCCAACACCCCCUUAUGUCUACAGGGACACAUGUAACUCCAGCCUGGCAAGCCUUAGACUCAAAGCCAAGCAGCACUCUAGUUUUGGAUAUGCCAGUGUUCAAAACCCAGGAUCCAAUCUCAGUGCGUGUCAGUAUGCGGUGGACAGACCCGUGUGAUGUAUAUAAGUACAUGUAUAUAUGCUGUCUGGAAACCAUCCUUUCUUCAAAGACUUAUAAUAUCUGGACACUAGAAAGAACCUUAAGGAAAAAGAAAAGUUUAACUGCAAAACUCAGAUGUGUCUUCUUUUCAAGGGUCGGCUGCAGUGAUUUCUUUGAAAAUAUUAAAAGGCACCAGCAGGACACUGAUAAAUAUAUAUAAAUAUAUAUAUAUAUAUAUGGACACGUUUGACUGGAUAUUAUAUUUGAAUGAUACUAUAAGCUUGUUAAUUUUUUCUUAAGUUUAGCUUUGUUGACGAAAAACAAAAAGACUGAAAGGAUGUAUAUAUAUAUAUUGAAAUGUCAAAUUAAUUUUAUAAAAAGCAGUUGUCGAUCAUAUCUUUACAGUGUUAAUAUGCACCAGGCUUUAAUAAAAUAAGGCAUGCAAAAGGAGCCAAAACAGAAACGGUCUCCAGGUGAAUGUAUAUAACAAAAGCGACACUGUAUUUCUGACCUAUUAAAACGUCGUGUGCAUCAACAUAGAAUAGUACCUCUGGUGGGUGCCCUGUUGUUUCAGAAACAAACAAAAAAAUGCGAGUUCAAUUUUACGUGCAUUCAUUUUUUUUAUUGUUAUUACUUUUGCGAAUAGAUGUUUAAACACAACCUGUGUUUUAUCUCCUGUGGGUCAGAAAAAAAAUGCAGAUUUUUAUUCCCGUCUGCUUAGCUGCCUGAAAAUGAAAGCACCGAACAUUGUAAAAAGUAGCCCACACCACCCCGACCCAAUUACAAGUUGUCCACCUCUGUCCCGUAAAUCUCUUCACAAGAAACCCGCUGGACUUUUGCAUUUAGAAGUGUAAUUAUUUAUUUGUUGAAUUUCUAUAACGCUGGUUGAUAUAUCAUUGAACAAUCCGGUUGUAAAAUGAAUUCUAAUGUAUUGUUUUAAGAUUAUUUGGCUAAAAAGAAAAUGAUGCCGCUUUAACAAUAAACGUAUCUCUUCGGGAAA
Molecule: messenger RNA, 2509 nt
Organism: Pseudophryne corroboree (corroboree frog)
Lineage: Eukaryota; Metazoa; Chordata; Amphibia; Anura; Myobatrachidae
Gene: PITX2
Product: paired like homeodomain 2
Exons: 3
Coding region: 571-1527 (318 amino acids)
Biological process (GO): regulation of transcription by RNA polymerase II; anatomical structure morphogenesis
Cellular component (GO): nucleus
Molecular function (GO): RNA polymerase II cis-regulatory region sequence-specific DNA binding; DNA-binding transcription factor activity, RNA polymerase II-specific
Source: RefSeq, a predicted model, not a curated record